This is a messenger RNA of Neomonachus schauinslandi (Hawaiian monk seal), 1396 nucleotides long. RefSeq names its product lysosomal membrane ascorbate-dependent ferrireductase CYB561A3. Gene Ontology annotation, cellular component: lysosomal membrane. The transcript has 7 exons. NCBI's taxonomy places the organism in Eukaryota, Metazoa, Chordata, Mammalia, Carnivora, Phocidae. Gene Ontology annotation, molecular function: oxidoreductase activity. Bases 213 to 941 code for a protein of 242 amino acids. The record is from RefSeq and is a predicted model, not a curated record.
GGAAGUCAUGAAAGAUAAUUGUCUGGUGGAUGGAGCCUGCUGACCAAGUGCUUCAUGCCGACUUCACCGGGGGGGUGACUGAACAUCUGAUGAGACGACCGAGUCCUACAAAUGCUAAAUGAUUUGCUCAAGGUGCCCCACUUCAUAAGAAUUGGAGCCUCGGCCACCAUUCUGUCAGCUUGUCACUAAGUCUAAAGGAGCGCCUGCUCAGAAUGGCUGUGGGAUGGUUCUACUUGACCUUCUACGCACUGUGUUUCCUGGGCUUGAUGUGCAUCAUCCUCACCAUCUGUUGGAUGCAGCUAUGGCAUGGUGGCUUUGCCUGGGAUGGCACCAUUCUCAUGUUCAACUAUCACCCAGUGCUCAUGGUUGUGGGCUUAGUGGUACUCUACAGUGCUGCCUCGCUGGUGUACCGCCUGCCGCGGUCCUGGGUGGGGCCCAAGCUGCCAUGGAAGAUUGGCCACGCGGCCCUGCACCUGCUGGCCUUCAUCCUGACCGUGCUGGGGAUGGUCGCCGUCUUUCAGUUCCACCACCACUCCAAGGUCGCCAAACUCUACUCCCUGCACAGCUGGCUGGGCAUUGUCACUGUCUUCCUUUUUGCCUGCCAGUGGUUCCUGGGCUUUGCCGUCUUCCUGCUGCCCUGGGCAUCCGUGUGGCUGCGCAGCCUCCUUAAACCCAUCCACCUCUUCUUUGGCGUCAUCAUCCUCUCUCUGUCCAUCGCGUCUGUCAUUUCCGGCAUUAAUGAGAAGCUUUUCUUCAGUUUGAACAAUGCCACCCAGCCAUAUUCCAGUCUGCCCAGUGAGGCUAUCUUUGCCAACAGCCUUGGGAUGCUGGUGGUGAUCUUCGGGCUCCUGGUGCUCUACAUCCUCCUGGUUUCAUCUUGGAAACGCCCAGAGCCAGGGAUCCUGACUGAAGGACAGCCCCUGUUGCGUGAUGGGGAGUGAGCCAGGAGCAGGUGGAGGUGCUUCCCCUCAGCAGCUCUGCUCUGCCUGGGGCUCCUGUCUGGUUUCAGCAACACUUGCCCUGGGCUCCUUGCCCAGACGUCUUCUGGCCUCCAUGCGGGGCCUGCUCCCUCCGCCAGUGUGCUGCCCGCCCGCUUUGCUUGGUGGCUUCGGCUUCCGUGCUCCUUCCUGGCCUCAACUUCUCGGUCUUCAUUUACAUACGGCCCCCCUGGCCCCACCACAGCUGCUCCUGCUGCCCCCGCUCUGCGUGUGAAGUCAAGCUGACUUCCCCUCUAGAGCCCUAAGGAUGUGGUAGAAAAUCUCAACGGCGCGGAUGAGCCCGGACUCAAGUGCAGUCCGCAUGUGAGAAGUGAGGGAGGUGGCAGUGUCCAGCAGCUUUCCCUUAAAGGCCUGCAUUUCCUUUGGGCCGCCCCCACCGUGGGGUGGGCAUCAUCCGC